AUGGAAGCAAUACCACCGAUCAAGCAGGAGGAGGUGCAACAGGACCUUGAGGCGGAAGGAGUCCCGUUGAAGACUGACGAAGAAGCGGCAAACCUGGACCUCGACGAAGAGGAAUUGCUCCUGAAGCUCCGACUGAUUAGACUCAAGCGCAAACGCCUGCAAGCUAAAGCGGAACAGAGGCAAAGUUCAGCUCAAUCCGCUACGCCAUCGAUAACACGGUCUGUCUCUACUACUUCCGAGCACCAACGCAUAUCAACUACAUCUCUUCCAAUUCAUCCUGGCCCAGUGCUUAUUGACCUCCUAUCUGACGACGAAGAGCCACAUAUCAAGUUGGAGGCGAACCAUGAUUCGAAGUCGAAGUCUGUACCCAGUCUAGAGCCGAUUGUGCCAUCCACAGAAGACACGGCAAUGACUGGUGUGACCAGCGAACUCUUAAGCGAGGAGGGAAGAGCACGUUCUCCGUCUAGACAAAGGACGGAAGAGAGCCUAUCUAUGCACAGAAGCCGAGACGCACCAAUAAGAGGCGCUAGCGAGGAUCAGGCAGCAGACCACAGAGCAUCGGUACCAUCAGAAGCAAGCAAGACGACCAUGUUAGCACCAAGGAGCCAGCCACAAGUACGUGGCCCGAGGAAGAAGUUGGACAAACUCAAGAUACGCCUCCGUACAUCGAUACCCAACAAACCCAUAUCAGCAGGCACACCAGCUCCUCCCUUGCAGCAUCGGCCAACAAAGCGCAGCACUCUCCAACAGAAAGUGGUAACGGAACCACUCAUGAAGCCAAGGAAGAAACGCCUUACGAGAAAAGAACAACUCGAACAAGAAGCUGGGGAGCUGCGUGACAGCGAGUCCACCACUGAUGUGUACAUUCGAGAUCCACGAACACGCCCACCAGAAGGCGCAUACAGCUUCGGCUUGACGAUGGACGACACCCAACGCAUGCUGGCUCGCUUCUGCUUGCGGACAAUGGAGUAUAUAUGUUCUUGGCUGUGCCUUACUGGAGAGGCGGCGUCCACCGCGGAAGUAACGACGCUCUUGAGCCCGAUAAGGCAGAGGGUGUGCGCCUCUGGGUAUGCGUCUAUCGAAGAUUUGGUCAAAGACGUCGGAUCUUUGAUAAAGAUUCAGGUAUUCGGCGGCUGCGAUGAGCCCUACAUCAGAAGAUACCUUCAGGAGCAGGAGGACAACUGGAGAAAUUGUCAACUACUAUGUGAACAAGAACGUGACGAUGAGAAGCGAAUGGGGAUAGUGGAUGAUUGGGUAGUGCUUGCAGAAAAGGGCUAG
Molecule: messenger RNA, 1278 nt
Organism: Exophiala viscosa
Lineage: Eukaryota; Fungi; Ascomycota; Eurotiomycetes; Chaetothyriales; Herpotrichiellaceae
Exons: 1
Coding region: 1-1278 (425 amino acids)
Source: RefSeq, a predicted model, not a curated record